Pygocentrus nattereri (red-bellied piranha) is the source of this 2220-nucleotide messenger RNA. RefSeq lists its product as uncharacterized. The transcript is spliced from 12 exons. The coding region runs from base 439 to 1593 and encodes 384 amino acids. The record is from RefSeq and is a predicted model, not a curated record. Lineage: Eukaryota; Metazoa; Chordata; Actinopteri; Characiformes; Serrasalmidae.
GCUGCGUCACAGCUCAAACUGACAGGAAGAAAGAGCGCAGCACAUGUCUCUUGCAAUACAGAGUAUGCCUGCUUGAUUCUCUUUGUAGCCUUAUGUUUUCCUGAGAGCUUCUCAACACUUUCCUCAUUCUUCCCCGUUUUGCUGGACCACUAGAAGGCUUUAAGACAAGCAUUUCUUUUUGCCAUGUCUCUGCCUUCCACGCUGUCUUGCUUUCUCUUUAUCUCUCUAUAGUGCUGUGUUGUUGCGUCCCCCCUUCACCCCACCCCUGAAGGUCUGAGCGUGUGGCUGUGUUUGGGUCAGGGUGCAGGGCAGGUUGUUGGGGUGAGUGGGGCACAGGGGCAGAUGGCCCUCAGUGUGUAGCCACAGGGAGGGACCGCUGGACCACUGGUGAGUGGAAAAGACUAGAGGAGAACAGAGGAGAUUGUGAGCUCGGCAGACAUGGGAUGCUGUAGCGUGACUCCGAUAACCACAGGCAUUGACGAGGUGGGCCCAGAUGAAAUUGAACUCCUAGAGAUCGACGGGGCAGGGGUGUGGACUCUGGGGGAGAGUAAGCUCCAAGUUUCAACGAGGAGCGAGACAGAAGAGGCUCCUCCACCGCCUCGCUGUCCGUCUCUGAGGCAUCUCAAGCAGGAGGUCCCAGAUCCUGUCUCUUCAAGAGAGUCUACUCAGAAGAGGAACUCGCAAGUGGUGCUGUGGGGGUGGACUAAGGGUGAGCUACACCAAAGGCUGUACACUCAUCCCGUCAGAGACUGGGAGGGCCGAGCGCCUCACUCCUAUGGAGACAUAAUAUACUCCUCGCUCGUAUCUUUACACAACGGCUACACAAAGGUGAUGAGUGAAAGAUAUCUGGUUCUGUUCUCCUUUCAUUUAUUAAUCCUUGCUCUGGACAACUCAAACCAUGAUUUCAUCUAUGAGGGCAUUCUUCCUCUGUCAGCAAUUGAGGUACGAGUGAUUUCUCAACAGGACUCUACUGCACCACACACGUUCGAGAUUAGUGGGCCCAUGGUGGACUCAAAGAUUUUCAUCUGUGCUAAUGCUGCUGACAGAAAGUGCUGGAUAGAGAACAUAGAGGACAGGAGAUACAAAUCUCUCAGGCAGCAGAUCAGCCCCUCUCACAGUGCCCUCUCCUACCUGUUACCAUGUAAUGAGAGCUGGAAGAGGGAGGAGCUGAAGAGGUACUUACUGAGGUCUCCAAUCUGGCAAUGGGAGGGGACUCCUAUUCAACACAUGGGCCAGCCACUGUACCUGUCACUGGUCAAUGUCAGCAACUUGCAGACACACGGAUCUCAGGAGCGUCUUCUUGUGCUCUUUCCUUCGGACCUCCUAAUUCUGUCUGUGGACUCUCAACGGGUUCAUGUAAAAUAUGAGGGUCGUCUUCCACGAAAAAGCAUUACAGCUUUGGAGCGAUCUGCCCUGCCUGGGAGACUUGAAUUUGAACUCACAGGGGAUUUAAUGGAACCCUUUCUGGUCUCAUGUACUUAUCCAGAGGAUUAUCAAAGCUGGAUCUUCCAGUUACAGCAGCCUGCAAAGGUACCUCAUACGAUUCCCAACCACACGCCUCCACCUCUCAUACCGAAGAAGCGCAGGAGCUGAAGGAGAGAAGAAAGCUGUGAUGGUGUUUAACAGUAAGCUACAAAUGAAGGACAAAAUUGUGGAGAACGUCUGUGAUGAGUCAUAAAACUUUGAGUCUUUUGUGAUGACUAAGUUCCGUUGCUAUGAUCUAGCAAAAAAAGCUUGAAGCUUGGCCUGAUGUCUGUGUAUAGCAAAUAUCUGACAAGCAGGAAAUUGUACAGAAAUGCUUUUGGUCUCAAAGGGGAAGUCCACCAGUUUUCAAGGUUUCUGCAGAAUUCAGUCAGCUAUUUAUUUAUUUUUUUACUAUCCAAAAUGACCAGUGAACCUACGUGGGUUGUGAGACAUAUUUGUGAACAUAUUUUUGAUAUAGAAUGUAGAAAGGAAAACACUUUCUUUACAUUUUAGUUAUUGAAUUAUGCACAAAUUUUGAAAAUUUGAUAGAAUUCCCCUUUAAGGUACAGUUGAACUUCUAAAUGCAUUGUUUAGAUACGAGUAGGAUGUGCUGAUGUGCAGUGAUGUCUCCUGAAAUGCAUGUGUUUUUAUUAAGCAAAGCAGUCUGUGUGCUUUUCUACAAAGCUUUGUUGUGUCAAACAAGUACAUGUUUCUUUGAGAUGUAAUAAAUUACUUUAAUUAGAGGCGCAUUCCUGA